This is a messenger RNA of Esox lucius (northern pike), 2567 nucleotides long. Its product is annotated as caspase recruitment domain-containing protein 19. Bases 1315 to 1875 code for a protein of 186 amino acids. Gene Ontology annotation, cellular component: mitochondrion. The transcript has 6 exons. NCBI's taxonomy places the organism in Eukaryota, Metazoa, Chordata, Actinopteri, Esociformes, Esocidae. The record is from RefSeq and is a predicted model, not a curated record.
ACUAAAGUGUUGCGUUUAUCAUUUUGUUCAGUGUACAUAUAAAUACAUUUUUGAGAUGGGAAAGUAUGAGAGUAUAAACUUAAAUAUUUUUCUAUAUAAAUGUAUAUAAUCUUUGAGAACUUAAAAUCACCUAAUAAAAAUCUGGACAAAUCAGGUACUCAUGUUUUGCAUAAUAACGUAUUAACCUUGUAAAUGUUUUGUAAACCAUUUACGCUCUGUUAUGAAUGUUUGUUUCUGGUAUGCAAUCAAUAUUUUUUUAUUGGUUGCAAAAAACCAUAUCCAAAUCUACAUUCAGUUUAAUGUCUUGAGGAUCUUUUUUUUACGUAUUCUUUGGUCAGUGUAUGCUUAGUACAAGACCUUGUGGUUUGACGUGACUCAAAAGACACUUCAAUUGAUGAGUUACAAAGCAAAACAUUUUUGGGAACCCCUGUGUUUAAUGACUUCAGUGUAUAGGUAUUAUGUAAACUGACACUGACCUCUGGGAGGACGUUCAGUGACAAGGCAGCAUUUCUAGGUUGCAUCAGAUAUGUGCCUUAAACUCAGAUCCUGCUCUAAGAUGAGUUGUACUUACAAGGAAGGGCAGUCCUAAUAUCACUUAUUUUGUUGCUUGCACAUAGUUUCUUGUAGAAAUAUAUAGUAGUAAACACAUACACAGUAAAUAUAUCUGUUCUGAGAAGGAAUGGCUUGCAUCUCUGAGCCAUGCAAUCUGGACAUGAUGAUUCUGGUAAGAAUCAUUUUGUUCAAUGUUCAUUUUUAGACUGGGUGUUUCUUAUUUGGUUGGAUCCAGGGAUUGCAUGUGUAGGUUCCCUAUCCUGUUGUGUGACGUAUUUGCUGGUAUUUCAUGGUACAAAUAAUGUAAUGUAAUGGGAAUUAUAUUGCAUUUUUAUUUACAUAUAGCCUGUUGAAUGUGAUGGUAGGCUGUGGUGUGCUUUCAUCGGGUUGGAAUUCGAUUAUAAGGCAGAUUUGUCCUAGAAUUUAUCUGACACAUACCUGAUCUCAGUCCCCGAAUUCGGAUUAGGAGUGCGCCAUCAAUAAAACAAACUAUCAGGAAACACUUCUGAGUGAUCCAACAGUCUCAAUGUACUUUUGGGUGCCAUUUGAACCUUAAGAGUCGGUGAUCGUUAUUGCAUGUUUUACACCUCAUAGGUUGACGUCACUCAUUAAUAGUAAUUAGUGCAUUACAAACCACGCGGUCCGGGUGUCUGAGCUGCUGUGCGGUCGGUGUCAACAUGGGAAGAGGUUCGAAGUAGACAGAUAAGGAAAUUGAGAAGUGGUCGCUGGUCGAAAAGGGGAAGCUUAUCUCCGUUUUCUUGCAUGGCAGGGUCCGAUGGCUACCAUGAGCAGUUGCAGAGGGACUCUCAGUUCCUUUGUUCAGAACCAAAGAUGCACACAGAGCUUGUGGACAGGCUGGUGUUGCAGCUCAACAGAAUCUAUCCUCAGAUCCUAACUGACAAGGAGGCCCAGAGGUUCAGGAACCUGAGCGUGCCUACUGAGGUGCGAUUGGCUGAGCUGCUGGUGCACCUGCAGAGGAAGGGAGAGGAGGCGUGUCAUGAGUUCUACAGGGGGCUUCAGAUCCACGCUGAUGAGGUCUAUUUUAACCUGCCUACCAGAGUCAGCCGAAGGAGAGAGCAUGCAGACCCAGUGGGGACUGACACCGUGACCCGCCAUAUUGACAAAUAUGUACUGAACAACCAGGGCCCUCUGUUUUUUCUGAGUUGUUUCGGCCUUGCGGUGGGCUUAGCCUUGCUCUAUUAUUAUGGAGAGGGUAAUUUGAGUGGUACCAGUCCAUUUCUGGGGUUCUCAGCGCUGGGACUGGGCAGUGGAGCCAGUGAGGUCCUCUUAGCCUGCAAAGAGGACGCAUCCAGAAUUCAAUAAGGCCAUAUUCGGAGAGAAAUGCUAAAUAAUGGAAAAACAAAUCUCUUUGCAAUGCCAAACAUUUUUCAGUAGGGGGAUUAAGAGGUGCUAAAAAAAGUGUACAUAUUUCUAUGUUGUAUUGUAUUUUAACAGUUUCUGUUAUCAGCAGAGUAAGGUCUUCAAUCUGUGCCAUCUAAGCCUACUUGAUUUAAAAUAUUGAACAUGACAAGACACAAAUGUCCUGGAUAACUUAGUCUUUAACUUAUCUGAACCUUUACAUUUCACUUGUGGAAGUAAAACUCAAAGUAGUUCUAAUCAUGUGACUUGGACCUCCUAUCAGGACUGUUAGUCUGAAGACUGAAUGCCUAACCGGUCCAUUGGUUUAAUUAUGUUACUUUACAGGUCUCACUUUACACCCUGUUCCCUAGAAAUUGCACUUUGUUGGUUUGAACGAGUUAAGACCAAUGUUUCGUCUCAUACCUUCACCCACAGACGGACUGUCACCGUCUUCACCAACACCUUACUGUAACUGCCCAGUGCCUUCUAACAGUGAUCAGUCUCUAAAAGACACCAUUAUGCACCACUAUACACAUGUAUUUGCACUGAGACUUUCUCAGUAAUUAAAGCCCUUACUGCAUGUCUCAGUGCUUGUAUCCACAGAGUUUUGGAAUAUCAAUGAUAAAUAAACUCUCAAAUCUUUUUUUAAAGUCUAA